AUGGCAACCCACCUGAAGCCCAAUGGCGGCGCUGAGUUCGAGAAGAGACACCACGGCAAGACUCAAUCCCACGUUGCCUUCGAGAACACCUCGACCUCGGUCGCUGCCUCGCAGAUGCGCAAUGCCCUGAACACCCUGUGUGACUCGGUCACCGACCCCGCUGAGAAGCAGCGUUUCGAGACUGAGAUGGACAACUUCUUCGCUCUCUUCCGCAGAUACCUCAACGACAAGGCCAAGGGCAACGAGAUCGAGUGGUCCCGCAUUGCUCCUCCCAAGCCCGAGCAGGUCGUUGCCUACCAGGACCUGCCCGAGCAGGAGUCGGUUGAGUUCUUGAACAAGCUCGCCGUCCUCAAGCUCAACGGUGGUCUUGGUACCUCCAUGGGCUGUGUUGGUCCCAAGUCGGUCAUCGAGGUCCGUGAUGGCAUGUCUUUCCUCGAUCUUUCCGUCAGACAGAUUGAGUACCUCAACCGCACCUACGGCGUCAACGUUCCCUUCGUCUUGAUGAACUCGUUCAACACCGACGCAGACACCGCCAACAUCAUCAAGAAGUACGAGGGCCACAACAUCGACAUCAUGACCUUCAACCAGUCAAGAUACCCCCGUAUCCUCAAGGACUCGCUCCUCCCCGCCCCCAAGUCGGCCAACUCUCAAAUCUCUGACUGGUACCCUCCCGGUCACGGUGACGUUUUCGAGUCGCUCUACAACUCCGGCAUCCUCGACAAGCUGCUUGAACGCGGUGUCGAGAUUGUCUUCCUUUCCAACGCCGACAACCUUGGCGCUGUCGUCGAUCUCAAGAUUCUCCAGCACAUGGUUGACACCAAGGCUGAGUACAUCAUGGAAUUGACCGACAAGACCAAGGCCGAUGUCAAGGGUGGUACCAUCAUUGACUACGAGGGCCAGGCCCGUCUUCUCGAGAUUGCUCAGGUUCCCAAGGAGCACGUCAACGAGUUCAAGUCGAUCAAGAAAUUCAAGUACUUCAACACCAACAACAUCUGGAUGAACCUCCGCGCCGUCAAGCGCAUCGUCGAGAACAACGAGCUCGCCAUGGAGAUCAUCCCCAACGGCAAGUCGAUCCCCGCCGACAAGAAGGGCGAGGCCGAUGUCAGCAUCGUCCAGCUCGAGACCGCCGUCGGUGCCGCCAUCCGCCACUUCAACAACGCACACGGUGUCAACGUCCCCCGCCGUCGUUUCCUUCCCGUCAAGACCUGCUCCGACUUGAUGCUGGUCAAGUCCGACCUUUACACCCUCAAGCACGGUCAGCUCAUCAUGGACCCCAACCGCUUCGGUCCCGCUCCUCUCAUCAAGCUCGGCGGUGACUUCAAGAAGGUCUCGAGCUUCCAGAGCCGCAUCCCCAGCAUUCCCAAGAUCCUUGAGCUCGACCACUUGACCAUCACCGGUCCCGUCAACCUCGGCCGUGGCGUCACCUUCAAGGGUACCGUCAUCAUUGUUGCCAGCGAGGGUCAGACCAUCGACAUCCCUCCGGGUUCCAUCCUUGAGAACGUCGUUGUCCAGGGUAGCUUGAGACUUCUCGAGCACUAG
This is a messenger RNA of Aureobasidium musti, 1539 nucleotides long. Lineage: Eukaryota; Fungi; Ascomycota; Dothideomycetes; Dothideales; Saccotheciaceae. The record is from the annotation of a GenBank genome assembly.